This is a messenger RNA of Megalobrama amblycephala (Wuchang bream), 1315 nucleotides long. RefSeq names its product GTPase IMAP family member 9-like. Bases 160 to 1155 code for a protein of 331 amino acids. Gene Ontology annotation, molecular function: GTP binding. NCBI's taxonomy places the organism in Eukaryota, Metazoa, Chordata, Actinopteri, Cypriniformes, Xenocyprididae. The transcript has 2 exons. The record is from RefSeq and is a predicted model, not a curated record.
GAAGUGGGGCGGGACAAUAGAAAGUGAAAGUACAGACGCCAUUUUGAUGAAGCCACUGAAAACCAUUUUACAGCGCCAGUGUGCAGCUGUCACAACCUGAGCAUAAUCAUCUGCACAUAUUAACCUGUUUAGACCAGCAACCGAGACAGAACAAACGUGAUGGAGCGAACCGUCGACCAUCUUCGGAUUCUGCUGAUCGGUAAAACCGGUUCAGGAGUGAGCGCUUCUGGAAACACUAUCCUGGGAAAAAAUGUGUUUCAGUCCAGUCGGAGCCUGACCUCCAUCACUGACAGAUGCCAAAAGCACACGGCUGACGUGUCAAACAGAAGAAUUACUGUACUAGAUACACCAAACUUCUUUAAUUCAUCUGACAUUGAUCUGAGUGUGGAGUUGAAGAGAGGAUUGAACAUGUGUUCUCCGGGAAUCCAUGUGAUCCUUCUGGUUCUCCCUUUACACACUUUCACUCAACAAGACGUGGAUACCCUGUUCUUAUUCAAGCAGAUGUUUGGAGAGAAGGCCAUGAAACACACUUUGGUCCUCUUCACACAUGGAGACGAACUUCAGAAUAAAUCUCUUGAUCAACUAAUAAGACAAAACGCAGAGCUGUCCAAACUAACAGAGGAGUGUGAAGGGAGAUUUCACCUGCUGAACAACAAAGAUCUGAACAACAGAGAUCAGGUCACCAAACUCCUGAUGAAGAUCCAACGAAUGGUGUCUGACAAUGAGAACAGCUGCUACACUUUAGAGAUGUUUAAAGAUCAGUCGCUCAGAGUAUUUCUGCUGAGAUUUAUGAAGCCCAAAUACCUGUAUGCGGUCAGUGUUGUUAUUGUGUUUGCUCUGGGUUGUGUUAAUAUGAUGAAUGAAGGUUCAUUUGAUGUUAAAUCAUUUCUGUAUGGCUGUGCUGGAGGUGUGUUAUCAGCAGUGACAGGAGCUGCUCCAGCUGUUUGCACACAGAUAUACAACAAUCACAGCAGCAGGAGAUUCACUGACGAACAUCUGAAAUCUGAUCUGCUGGAAAUCAUGUGUGGUUGUGUUUCUGGAGGGAUCACAGGGUGUUUUGUGGGUCCAGCAGGUUUAUCAGCUACAUUAUUGAGAGGAACACUGGGGGGUGUUGGGGUUACACUCUUCUGGAAUUUGCACAAUAAAAUAUUGUAAUGAUCUGAAAUCACUUCCAUCACUAAAUGAGUUUAAGUUACUUUUAACAGACUAUGUGUUUUAUCCUUUGGUAAAUUGCUUCUGUGAUCCUUGAUUGUAUUUUUUUUUUUUUUUUUUUUUUUUUUUUUUGUCUUAAUGUGUAUUUGUAUGUCUAUGUUAU